AUGGCUACACAGCCGGUUGCAAUAACUGGAUAUACUUAUGAUGAGUUAAUGCUUAAACAUGAAUGUCCAUGGGCAAAAGAUCAUCAUGAAAGUCCUCUUCGUUUAUCAUCAAUUCUUGAUCGAUGUCGUGAAUUAAAAUUAUUUGAUCGUUGUCUUUUUGUCAAGUGUACAAAAGCAAAUGACGAUGAUAUUCUACUGUAUCAUAAUGAAAGUCUUUUAAAAAGUUUAUCACAAGCACCAUGUAAAAAUAUUGAACAAUUAAAAGAAUUUUGUCGAACAUAUGACGAUGUUUAUAUGAAUGAAUUUUCACUCGAAGCUGCAAAAUUAGCUGUUGGUGGUUCACUUAAUCUUUUGGAUAGUAUUAUGACAAAUAAGUGUCAAAAUGGUUUUGCUCUUGUACGUCCACCGGGUCAUCAUGCAAUGGAAAAUGAAAUGAAUGGUUUUUGUCUAUUUAAUAAUGUUGUCAUAACUGCAAAAACUGCUAUUGAAAAAUAUAAUUUACAAAGAGUUUUAAUUAUCGAUUGGGAUGUUCAUCAUGGUCAAGGUACACAAUAUGCUUUUUAUGAUACGAAUAAAGUUUUAUGUAUAUCAACUCAUCGAUAUGAAUAUGGUCAAUAUUGGCCAAGUCUUGCUGAAUCAGAUUUUGAUUUUAUUGGUGAAGGUGAUGGACAAGGAUUUAAUGUGAAUAUACCAUUGAAUAAAACUGGAUUAAAAAAUGCCGAUUAUUUAUAUAUAUUUUUUAAUAUUAUCUUACCAAUUGCAUAUGAAUAUGAUCCUGAUUUAGUACUUGUUUCAGCUGGAUAUGAUGUCGCACUUGGUUGUCCGGAGGGUGAAAUGAAAAUUACUCCGGAUACAUUUGCACAUUUAACACAUUAUUUAAAAGGUUUAGCUAAUGGAAAAGUGAUGAUACUUCUUGAAGGUGGUUAUUGUAUUGAUACAUUAGCUGAAAGUGCUGUAUGGACAUUACGUUCAUUACUUGGUGAUCCAUGUUCACCUUUACAAGCAUGUACAAAUCCUGAUCCAAUUGUCAGAAAAACGGUUGCUUGUUGUAAAAAUGUUUUGAAAGAUUAUUGGCAAUCAUUACGUAUUGAUUUAACGGAUAAAUGUGAAAUUUGGAUUAAAGAAGCCAAACGUAAACAAGCAUUAAUUCCAUUAAUUAAUAAUAAAAUUCGACCAAUACAAUAUGAUUUAACUCCUACUCUGAUCAUUAAACAAACCGAAGAACAAUUAUUAAAAAUUCAACAAGAUAUAAAACGUGCAUUAGAAUUAGCACCACAUCAAAAACCAUUAGAACGAGGACGUACACUUCUUGUUUAUGAUGAAUUAAUGAAAAAAUUUCAUUCAAGAGGUCAUUGUGAACGACCUGGUCGAAUAGAAGCUAUUUGGAAAGGUGUUCAAAGUCGUGGUCUUGAUCAACGUUGUAAAAUGAUUCCAAGUCGUCUGGCAACAAAAGAAGAAAUUCUUCUUGCUCAUAAUGAUGAAUUCUAUGAACUUAUGAAAAGUACAAAAACAGCGAGUGAAAGACAAUUAAAACAAUUAAAAGGAGCACUUCGUUCUGUUGAAUAUACAAAUGACGUAUUUGAUAAUGCUCUUCUAGCUGCUGGUUCUUGUUUAAAUAUGAUUGAUGCAAUAAUGACGGAUGAAGGACGAAAUGGUUUUGCUAUUGUUCGUCCACCUGGUCAUCAUGCUCAUUGUAGUUUAGAUUAUGGAUUUUGUUAUUUUAAUAAUGUUGCUAUUUGUGCAAGAUAUUUACAAAGACAUUAUAAUCUUCAGAGAAUUUUAAUUAUUGAUUUUGAUUAUCAUAUGGGUGAUGGAGUUAAGGAUGUUUUCUAUGAAGAUCCUGGAGUACUUUAUAUAUCAUUACAUUGUUAUGAUGCAUUUCCACCUAAUGAAGGUCAUCCGAAUGAUAGUGGAAAAGAUAAAGGACUUGGAUAUAAUAUUAAUAUCGGAUGGUUAAAAUUUGAUCCACCAGCUGUUGAUGCAGAUUAUAUAAAUGCUUUUCAUCAUGUUAUUUUACCAAUUGCUUAUGAAUAUAAUCCAGAAUUUGUAUUAGUUUGUGCUGGUUUUGAUGCUGCUGAAGGAGAUCGUAUUGGUUGGGGAAAAUUAUCAGCUUGUGCUUAUUCGCAAAUGACUCAUAUGUUACUUUCAUUAGCGAAUGGACGUGUUUUGGAAGUACUUGAAGGAGGUUAUUGUUUACAUCAAUUAAAUAUUUGUGGUUCAGCUUGUGUAGCUACACUUCUUGGUGAUUCACCUAUUCGUUGUUCAGAAGAUUCAGCAAAAUAUCCUCAAGAUCUUGUAUCUGUACGAACUAUUCAAAUGAUUAAAGAUAUUCAUCGAUCAUUUUGGACAUCAUUAUUUACAAUUCCUGAUCAAAAUGAGAAUGCAAUUGAUAAAUUAGCAGAGAAUCUUGAAAAAACGGCAAUAAAAAACAAUUAA
Rotaria sordida is the source of this 2436-nucleotide messenger RNA. The record is from the annotation of a GenBank genome assembly. Lineage: Eukaryota; Metazoa; Rotifera; Eurotatoria; Philodinida; Philodinidae.